GUUUCCUCUCUCCUGGGCUGGGCGGAGUGAAAUCACGCUGCUCAACAGGGCUCUUUACAGCACCCUUCCAGCUCAGAACAUCUGCAGUCUCCACUCGACCUCGCUCAGGAAACACAGACGCACACUCCCUCUCCAGCAACCAAACAAAAGAGAACAUGGCAAACAAGGGACCCUCGUACGGACUGAGCCGCGAAGUGGCGAGCAAGAUCGAGAAGAAGUACGACGCACAGCUGGAGGACAGAAUCACGGAGUGGAUCAUGGUGCAGUGCGGCGUGGAGAAGCCAGAGGCUGGCAAGCUGGGCUUCCAAACAUGGCUGAAGGAUGGCAUUGUCCUCAGUAAGCUGAUAAACAGCCUGUACCCUCCCUCAGAGAAGCCCAUCAUGAAGAUCCAGGCCUCCAACAUGGCCUUCAAGCAGAUGGAGCAGGUGGCCCAGUUCCUGAAGGCGGCGGAGAACUAUGGGGUGGUGAAGACUGACAUCUUCCAGACCGUCGAUCUGUGGGACGGAAAGGACUUGGCAGCGGUUCAGCGGACGAUCAUGGCCCUGGGCAGCAUUGCCGUCACGAAGCACGAUGGGUUUUACAAGGGAGACCCCAGCUGGUUCCACAGGAAAUCUCAUGAGAACCCACGUGAUUUCAGCGAUGAGAAGUUGAGGGAGGGGAAGAACGUGAUCGGGCUGCAGAUGGGCUCCAACAAGGGGGCUUCACAGGCAGGGGGCACUGGGUACGGGCGACCCAGGCAGAUCAUCAACAACUGAGCUGAACUGAGAGGGGCGAGCAACCAACCAGGAGACACACCAACACCCCCAGCCAAUCCAAAGACACUCUGGGACCUCCCACCCCUUACAACCACCAAUCAGGAGCCACCCUGACCAUGGCACAGCCUAUCCCUGCACGCACUAUCCAGUGGGGAAUCCCUCCUGCACAGCAAAGUCUUAAAAGGUCCAAGACGGGAUCUCUUGAACCAAAAACCUGACCAAAAAAUGAAGACAACAACAUGACCAAAAUCAAACAAACCCGAGGGGAUAAAGAGAUCUCAUUCCACUCUGUAACACACACACCCCUCUAUUCAUCACACACACACACACACACACCCCCCCCUCUAUUCAUCACACACACACACACACACACACACACCCCUCUAAUCACACACACACACACACACACACACACACACCCCUCUAUUCAUCACACACACACACUCCCCCACUCCCCUCUAUUCAUCACACACACACACACCCCUCUAUUCAUCACACACACACACCCCUCUAUUCAUCACACACACACACACCCCUCUAUUCAUCACACACACACACACUCCCCCACUCCCCUCUAUUCAUCACACACACACACACCCCUCUAUUCAUCACACACACACACACACCCCCCUCUAUUCAUCACACACACAUACACCCCCCUCUAUUCAUAACACACACACACACACCCCUCUAUUCAUAACACACACACACACACACACACCCCUCUAUUCAUAACACACACACACACACACACCCCUCUAUUCAUAACACACACACACACACACACCCCUCUAUUCAUAACACACACACACACACACACCCCCCCCUCUAUUCAUCACACACACAUACACCCCCCUCUAUUCAUAACACACACACACACACCCCUCUAUUCAUAACACACACACACACACACACACCCCUCUAUUCAUAACACACACACACACACACACACCCCUCUAUUCAUAACACACACACACACACCCCUCUAUUCAUAACACACACACACACACACACACUCCCUUCUAUUCCAUAUAUAUAUAUAUAUAUUUUUAUUGUUAAAAUACACUUCCUGCAAUUUGUUUUUAUUUUCAAGUCUUGAAUGUCUUACAUAUCUGAAGCUAACCCAAGUAAGAAACAAAUAAAACGACUCCAUUCCCUGGACCGGCUUCUCCCACUGUCUCUCGUGUGAAAUUGCAACAGGCUAAUUUUGUAAAGAAUUCCUUACACUGUCACUGUCAAACCCCAAAUUUUGUAAAUUUUCUUUUGAAAUAAUAAUAAAAUAAAAGUCCAGUUUAAUCGA
This is a messenger RNA of Acipenser ruthenus (sterlet), 2055 nucleotides long. RefSeq names its product transgelin. Bases 156 to 755 code for a protein of 199 amino acids. NCBI's taxonomy places the organism in Eukaryota, Metazoa, Chordata, Actinopteri, Acipenseriformes, Acipenseridae. The record is from RefSeq and is a predicted model, not a curated record. The transcript has 5 exons. Gene Ontology annotation, molecular function: protein binding.